AAUUUUAUAUUUUUUUGACAGGGCCAUGUUGCCCUAAUAUUUUGUAUACAUUGUAAUGUUUGAUUGAGAUUUGGACAUUAAAAAAAAGCUGCCUAUUACAAUCUUUAUUAUGUAGCCUUGUCCUGGCAUAGUCUUAAACCAAUUGUCUUGGCUAGAGAUUCCGGGAGUCUCUCAAACAUGUUCUUAGGAUGUGCCUUGUCUGAAAUUUUGUGUUUACUUUUUAGUUAAAGGAGUUCAUUUGUGUUUUUUGUUAAGUCAGUAAUCAGUUGCUACACGUGUUCGCUGUCUGUGGUGCUGCUGCAUUCUCUCUGCUGCUGUAAUGUUUACCUUUGGUCUCAGCAGACAAACUGUCAUUCCAAAGUAUACCACCAUUUCCUUCAGCACUUUAUGGCAUGGGAGACAGAAACCAGUGUCUUGAAAGGCCCCUAGAGGCCAGAAAUAAAGAUGUAUGUGCCAGUAUUUUUCUUGUCUUUUAAAAAGAAACCAGGAGUUGGCAAUUUACUGCUGAAGACACUAGGUUAUUGAGGAGCAGGAAGAGCCGUGUUGGUUAUGUGUUCUCAUUUUGCCCAAGAUGUUUGGCCAGAGCAGAGCAUAAAAGAUUCUUUCCAAAAAGUGAUACUGAGAACAUAUGGAAAAUAUGGACAUGAGAAUUUACAGCUAAGAAAAGACCAUAAAAGUGUGGAUGCAUGUAAGGUGUACAAAGGAGGUUAUAAUGGACUUAACCAAUGUUUGACAACUACUGACAGCAAAAUAUUUCAGUGUGAUAAAUAUGUGAAAGUCUUUCAUAAAUUUCCAAAUGUAAAUAGAAAUAAGAGAAGACAUACUGGAAAGAAACCUUUCAAAUGUAAAAACCGUGGCAAAUCAUUUUGCAUGCUUUCACAAUUAACUCAACAUAAGAAAAUUCAUACUAGAGAGUAUUCUUACAAAUGUGAAGAAUGUGGUAAAGCCUUUAACUGGUCCUCAACACUUACUAAACAUAAGAUAAUUCAUACUGGAGAAAAACCCUACAAAUGUGAAGAAUGUGGCAAAGCUUUUAACCGGUCCUCAAAUCUUACUAAACAUAAAAUAAUUCAUACUGGAGAGAAACCGUACAAAUGUGAAGAAUGUGGGAAAGCUUUUAACCGGUCCUCAACCCUUACUAAACAUAAAAGAAUUCAUACAGAAGAGAAACCCUACAAAUGUGAAGAAUGUGGCAAGGCCUUUAACCAGUUCUCGAUUCUUAAUAAACAUAAGAGAAUUCAUAUGGAAGAUAAACCCUACAAAUGUGAAGAAUGUGGCAAAGCCUUUAGAGUAUUCUCAAUUCUUAAAAAACAUAAGAUAAUUCAUACUGGGGAAAAACCGUACAAAUGUGAAGAAUGUGGCAAAGCCUUUAACCAGUUCUCAAACCUUACUAAACAUAAGAUAAUUCACACUGGAGAGAAACCCUACAAAUGUGAUGAAUGUGGCAAAGCCUUUAACCAGUCCUCAACGCUUACUAAACAUAAAAGAAUUCAUACAGGAGAAAAGCCCUACAAAUGUGAAGAAUGUGGCAAAGCUUUUAAACAGUCCUCAACCCUUACUGAACAUAAGAUAAUUCAUACUGGAGAGAAACCCUACAAAUGUGAAGAAUGUGGCAAGGCCUUUAGCUGGUCCUCAGCUUUUACUAAACAUAAGAGAAAUCAUAUGGAAGACAAACCGUACAAAUGUGAAGAAUGUGGCAAAGCCUUUAGUGUAUUCUCAACCCUUACUAAACAUAAAAUAAUUCAUACUAGAGAAAAACCCUACAAAUGUGAAGAAUGUGGCAAAGCCUUUAACCAGUCCUCAAUUUUUACUAAACAUAAGAUAAUUCACACUGAAGAGAAAUCCUACAAAUGUGAAAAAUGUGGCAAUGCUUUUAACCAGUCCUCAAACCUUACUGCACAUAAGAUAAUUUAUACUGGAGAGAAACCCUACAAAUAUGAAGAAUGUGACAAAGCCUUUAACAACUUCUCAACCCUUAUUACACAUCAGAUAAUUUAUACUGGAGAGAAACCCUGCAAACAUGAAUGUGGCAGAGCCUUUAACAGAUCCUCAAAUUAUACUAAAGAGAAACUACAAACCUGAAAGAUGUGACAAUGAUUUUCACUACACGUCAAACUUUUCUAAACAUAAACCAUAUUGGUGGCCUAGAAAUGUGAGGAAUGUGACAAGGCCUUUAAAUGGUUGUCACACUUGAUUAUAGGUAAGAUAAUUUAUACUGGAGAAAAAUCCUCCAAGCAUGAAGAAUGUGGCAAACUUUUAACCAAUCCUCACACCUUAUUGCACAUGAAAGCAUUUAUACUUGAGAAAAAUUGUAUAAAGAAUAUGGAAAAGCCAUUUAUAUCUGCUCACAUGUUAAAACAUCAGUUCAUACUUAAUAAAAUGCAAUUACUGUCAAAAGAUCUUUCAGAAAAUAUAAGCCUUUAAUACGAGGAAGAGUAUUCUUAAGACGAACAUUACAAAUAGAAAGAGGGUUGUAGUACCUUUAGUUUUAUGAUCUUAUUGUACACAUUUUGUACCAGAGGAAAACCCUAAAGCAUUAGUUGCUCAAACUUUGUUUGACAUCAGGGAAUUUAUAUUGGAGAAAAACCCUGCAAAUGUAAUAAGUAUGGAAAAACAUUUUUUCAGAAACUACAGCUUGGAAAACAUCAGAGAGUUCAUACUAAAAUAUAUUUUUGCAGAUGCAGUAAGUAUGAAAAAUAUUUAAUCCAAAAUUAAGUCUAUGUAAAUAUCAGAAUUCACAGUAGAAAUCAUAAGGCAUAAGGCACUGACACUUCAGACAUUACACUAAAUUUAGAGUGUUGAGUAUAGGAAAUCCAAAACUAAAAUUGUUAGGUAAGUUAUUUAUAUAUAACUUUAAAAGAAGGAGAAGAUUUUUUGGAGAUUUAUAAUUACAUUCAAAGUAUACUUUUUUCUUGAAAAAAAUUACAGAUUUUUUGAAAAGCAAUUAAUGAUGUAAUUUAACUCAAAUUCAUGUUUUUCUUCAUUCCUAUUGUAUUCACAUGUGAAAGCAAGUGAUCAGUUGUUGCUGAAUCAGAGAUAUGAGAGACUCUUUUUUAUAGGUGGGCAUUAUUUGUGCCCUUUUCUGUGGAAGAGUAAGAAAAUUAAAAUAUAAGAUGCAUGAGGAAAAUGUAGAGAUGCUCUUUGUGAUUAACUUAGAAUAUUAAGUGCUACUUGAGGUACAUGUUCAGACUAACAUUCUUUUGCAGUAUAGUGAGAAAAAACAUUUUAAAUUAAAAUUAAUGUAUCAUUUUGUUGAUUGUGCUUUUAUGUAAUAAAAUGCAGUACUUUAAAAAAUUUAGAUUGUGAACUUAAUUUUGUAAUUAAACAUUUUUUUUUUUAGCAUGCUAA
This is a messenger RNA of Pongo pygmaeus (Bornean orangutan), 3348 nucleotides long. RefSeq names its product zinc finger protein 92. Gene Ontology annotation, biological process: regulation of transcription by RNA polymerase II. The coding region runs from base 550 to 2082 and encodes 510 amino acids. The record is from RefSeq and is a predicted model, not a curated record. Gene Ontology annotation, cellular component: nucleus. The transcript has 2 exons. Gene Ontology annotation, molecular function: DNA-binding transcription activator activity, RNA polymerase II-specific; RNA polymerase II cis-regulatory region sequence-specific DNA binding. NCBI's taxonomy places the organism in Eukaryota, Metazoa, Chordata, Mammalia, Primates, Hominidae.